UGACGUCACACGAGAAGAAAAACCCACCGAACCCGGAAGCGCUCGCGCCUCAUUCAGUCCGCGAGCCUCGGUCGGUCCUCCGUUAACGCUCGAGACCCGUUCGUACCGGACACCUGCCGCGUUUACCUGCAGCUACAUCACCGGAGAGCGAGCAUGGCUGGUCGGCUGCCCGCGUGCGUCGUGGACUGCGGCACGGGGUACACGAAGCUUGGAUACGCGGGAAACACAGAGCCACAGUUCAUCAUCCCGUCAUGUAUCGCGAUCAAAGAGUCCGCCAAGGUCGGAGACCAGGCGCAGCGCCGGAUGAUGAGAGGCGUGGACGACCUUGACUUCUUCAUCGGGGACGAAGCCAUCGACAAACCGUCGUAUGCCACAAAGUGGCCCAUCCGUCACGGCAUCGUGGAGGACUGGGACCUGAUGGAGAGAUUCAUGGAGCAGAUCAUCUUCAAGUAUCUGCGGGCAGAACCUGAAGACCAUUACUUCCUUCUGACGGAGCCUCCGCUCAACACUCCAGAGAACAGAGAGUACACAGCAGAGAUCAUGUUCGAGUCCUUCAACGUGCCCGGUCUCUACAUCGCCGUUCAGGCUGUCCUGGCGCUGGCUGCCUCCUGGACUUCCAGACAGGUCGGAGAACGGACGCUGACGGGGACUGUGAUCGACAGCGGAGACGGAGUCACGCACGUCAUCCCGGUGGCUGAAGGCUACGUCAUUGGCAGCUGCAUUAAGCACAUCCCCAUCGCUGGGCGAGACAUCACGUACUUUACCCAACAGCUGCUGAGGGAGCGAGAGGUGGGGAUUCCUCCGGAGCAGUCCCUGGAGACGGCGAAGGCGGUCAAGGAGCGGUUCAGCUACGUCUGCCCCGACCUCGUCAAGGAGUUCAACAAGUACGACACAGACGGCUCGAAGUGGAUCAAACAGUACACGGGCGUCAACGCCAUCACCAAGAAGGAGUUCACCAUCGACGUCGGCUACGAGCGCUUCCUGGGCCCGGAGAUCUUCUUCCACCCGGAGUUUGCCAACCCAGACUUCACCCAGCCCAUCUCGGAGGUCGUGGACGAAGUCAUCCAGAACUGCCCCAUCGACGUCAGACGCCCGCUGUACAAGAACAUCGUGCUCUCCGGAGGAUCCACCAUGUUCAGGGACUUCGGCCGACGCCUGCAGAGAGACCUGAAGAGGACCGUAGACGCUCGGCUGAAGAUGAGCGAAGAGCUGAGCGGCGGCAAGUUGAAGCCCAAACCCAUCGACGUGCAGGUCAUCACUCAUCACAUGCAGCGGUACGCCGUCUGGUUCGGAGGAUCAAUGCUGGCGUCGACUCCCGAGUUUUACCAAGUGUGCCACACCAAGAAAGACUACGAGGAGAUCGGGCCGAGCAUCUGCCGCCACAACCCCGUGUUCGGCGUCAUGUCUUAAAAAAUAAAAUAAAAGGUCGUCGAGGGCGAGAGAGCGUAUUCACGCGGAGGCUUCCCGAGGAGGAAACAAACACACACACACACGGGGGAGCCAAGACUCCUCCCACCUCACAUGCUGUGGAAAAACUCCAUGAGCCUUUUGCACGGAUGCUCCGACAGAUCAUCGGACCGAGCGACAGCGGACCAAACAAACUGCCAAAAAAGAAAAAGGAAAAAAAAAAGAAGAAGAGCGGCGAAAUAUUUUAGAGGAAAAGAGGUGACUCAGCCCAAAGGAUCCUCGACUGAUCAAAUGUUUACUGCGAGUAGGUUAAUAAUAGUUUCUGCGUGCCUCGUUCAUCUAAUAUCCUCACAGGGUUGUAAUAUGUAAUUAAUCAUGGAGUCCUGUAUAAAUGCACCUCUCUGUGUAUAUGGGUCGGGUUCUUGCGAUAUGUUAUGUACUCUAAAAAAAAAAAAAAAAAACGAUGGUUGUUUCAUUAAAUCAUCAAACAAACGUGUUUAAAAAAAAAA
Larimichthys crocea (large yellow croaker) is the source of this 1916-nucleotide messenger RNA. Its product is annotated as actin-related protein 3. The transcript has 12 exons. The record is from RefSeq and is a predicted model, not a curated record. Bases 154 to 1410 code for a protein of 418 amino acids. NCBI's taxonomy places the organism in Eukaryota, Metazoa, Chordata, Actinopteri, Sciaenidae.